AUGCAUCCGUAUCUUAUUGAAGGACUCACUGUUUUAUUUCCUUUCGAAGCUUAUCAAUGUCAACUUGAUUAUAUGAAAGCUGUUGUUGAAUGUUUAGUUAAAGGUCAAAAUGGUAUUCUUGAAAGUCCAACAGGUACGGGUAAAACUCUUUCUCUUCUUUGUGCUUCACUUGCUUGGCUUGAACAAUAUAAAAUACAUAAUUCGGAUUCAAAUGAAGCACCAGUUCAAAUUAUAUAUGCUUCACGUACUCAUUCGCAAUUAGCACAAGUUGUUAAAGAAUUUAAAUCAACUGGAUACAAUCGUAUGAAAAUAACUGUUUUAGGGUCUCGUGAUCAACUUUGUAUUCAUCCAGAAGUAAAAUCUCUUGAAAAUAGUUCGGAUAAAAUAUCAGUUUGUCGAGAAAAAGUUCGUCGAAAAACAUGCGCAUUUUAUCGUAAUUUCGAAAUUGCUAAACCUGAUAUUGUCAAAUUACCAGCAUUGGAUAUUGAAGAUUUAGUAAAAGAAGGAAUACAGAGAAAAUUUUGCCCUUAUUUUGCUGCAAGAGAUCUUAAAGAAAAAGCUGAUAUUAUAUUUAUGCCAUAUAAUUAUCUACUUGAUGCUAAAGCUCGGCGUAUUCAUAAAAUAAAUGUACGUAAAUGUAUAAUUAUAUUCGAUGAAGCUCAUAAUAUUGAACAACAAUGUGAAGAUGCAGCGUCAGUUAUGAUUAGUUCACUUGAUCUUGCUGGUUGUCUUGAUGAUAUAACUAAAGUUAUGCAAUGGAUGAUGGAUUCACAAUCAUCAACAUCUUCUUUGAACGAACUAGAUGAUGGUAAUGAAGAUAUCAAUACUGAUACAAAUAAGUUAACUAUUACAAAUGAUCAGAUUUGUAAUUUAAAAUUAAAAAUUGCGAAAUUAGAAGAAUUAUUAGAUAAUAUGAAAACAACUAAAGGAAAUAUUCCAUCACCUGGCGAUACUGCUUUUAAAUGGUUAAAAAGUGCUGACAUCGAUUUCAAUCCACAAGGAGAUAUUCAACAUCUUCUAGAUAUUAAUCAAUUUAUGGCAGCUAGAUCUAGUACAAUUUUUCGUUCAAAUGGACAUUCUCUUCUUAAACUAUCGGAAUUUAUCGAAACUGUUCAUCCACUAGAUGAAAAUGGUCAACCAAUUUUUACACUUGAAAUGGAUAGUCAGCGAAAAGCUGUUUUUAAAGUAUAUUUAGAAGAAGAAACUGGUAAUAAUAAUGAACAAAGACCUUCAAUUAUUGUUUCUAAACGACCUAAAAAACUUCAUUAUUGGUGUUUAUCACCUGGUUUUGCUAUGCGACAAUUAUGUAUGCAAAAUACUCGUUCUAUUCUUUUAACUAGUGGUACACUUUCACCAAUUGAUUCAUUUAAAACACAAUUAUCAAUUCCAUUUGAUAUUGUUAUACAAAAUGAUCAUAUUAUAGGAGAAAAUCAAUUAUUUGCUGCUGUUUUACCUCGAGCAGCUGGAAAUAAACAUGUUCUUACGUCUGUUUAUAGAACGCGACAAAAUCCUGAAUAUCAAGAAGCAUUAGGUCAAACAUUACAUAAUGUAAUAAAAAAUAUUCCUGGUGGUGUUCUCGUCUUUUUUCCUUGUUAUAAAAUGAUUGAAGAAGUUGUUACAACAUGGAAGAAUAAUGCAACAUUUGAAACAAUGAAUCAACGUAAACGCGUACUUAUUGAACAAAGAAAUAAAACAAAAUUUGAAAGCCAAAUGAAAGAAUUUAAUACAAUUAUUGAAACAGAUGAACGUGGUGCAAUGUUAUUUGCUGUUGCUCGUGGUAAAUUAAGUGAAGGUAUUGAUUUUAGUGAUAAAUCAUGUCGAGCAGUAAUUAUUAUUGGAAUACCAUAUGCACCACAUCAAGAUCGACGAGUUAUUGCUAAACGACAUUAUCUUGAUGAAAUUAAUCGUGGAAAUAAAGACUCAAAGGCAGGUGAUGUAUGGUACAAUCAACAAGCAUUUCGAGCUAUUAAUCAAUGUGUUGGUCGUGUUAUUCGACAUAGACAAGAUUAUGGUGCUGUAAUUUUUUUUGAUCAACGAUUUGGAGAAAAUACAGAUAAACUAUCAAAAUGGAUUCGUCCAUAUGUACAUUCAGUAGAUUUUACUGGAAUGAUGAAAGGAUUGAAAGAUUUUUUUGCUCAAUAUUCAUCAACUUCAAUUGCUCAACAAAAACCUCGUCCUAUUCAACAAGCAUCUUUCGAAUCGGUUACAUAUUCAACAACUAUGACGGCAUCUGUUACAACGAAUUCUACUAAUCAUACAAUAUCAUCUGCAGAUAUUCUUCAGAAAACAUUAAAACAAUCAACUGAAUUUUCUAUCAAAACAACUCAAAAUGAAUCAAAUACUAUUCAUAAAUCUUUAUUUGAUGCAAUAUCAUCAACACAACGAGCUACUAAUAUGACAUCAACACAAAAUCUUGAAUCUGAUGACAAACAACGUGAUUUUGAUACGAUGCUCGAAUUAAAAAGACGUGAAGCCACACGUCCAGAUUCUGUAUCUAAAAAAUUUCUUUCAGCUAUGGGAACGUUUGAAGAUACAUCAUCAAAUAAUCCUCCAUCACCUUCAAUAACUACAAAAACUUCUGAAUAUAGAGAAUUGUUAUGUCAAUUAAAAACAGCUAUGCCACAUGGAAUCUAUCCACGUUUUACACAUAUGUUACAAGAUCAUAAAACUCAUAAAACCGAUCGAACUAUUUUUCUUAAAUUACAAUCAUUACUUGUUGAAAGUCUAGCAAAAAAUCAUCACAAACUUUUUAUGGAUAUGGCUCGACAUAUCAGUGCACAAUUUCGAGAAGAAUAUAUUCAAGCAGGACAAAACUAUUGUUCAUCAAAUGAAACACAGGAAAUAACUGAAAAUUUAAUUAAUAAUAAAAGAAAAGAUAUAUCAUCAGGUGAUUUAGAAACACCAUCAGCUAAAGUAAUUAAAACCAAUCAUAGCAAUAAUCCAUUUCGAUGCAAAUGA
This is a messenger RNA of Adineta steineri, 2958 nucleotides long. The record is from the annotation of a GenBank genome assembly. Lineage: Eukaryota; Metazoa; Rotifera; Eurotatoria; Adinetida; Adinetidae.